AUGUCUCGUACUUUGACUGCUUUGACUUCGUUGCGCGCCUUUGGCCUGUCAACUACCAGGUUCUCGUACCGUACGGCCGCCACUUUCUCCCGUACCAAGCCUCACGUCAACAUCGGUACUAUUGGUCACGUCGAUCACGGUAAGACCACUUUGACCGCCGCCAUCACCAAGGUUCUCGCAAACAAGGGUGGUGCCGAUUUCUUGGACUACGGUUCCAUUGAUAAGGCUCCAGAAGAAAGAGCCAGAGGUAUUACCAUCUCCACUGCCCACGUCGAAUACGAAACCGAACAGCGCCAUUACUCCCAUGUCGACUGUCCUGGUCACGCCGAUUAUAUCAAGAACAUGAUCACCGGUGCCGCCCAGAUGGACGGUGCCAUUAUCGUUGUUGCUGCAACUGACGGUCAAAUGCCUCAGACCAGAGAGCAUUUGCUGUUGGCCAGACAGGUUGGUGUCCAAAACUUGGUUGUCUUUGUCAACAAGGUUGACACCAUUGAUGAUCCUGAAAUGCUUGAACUUGUUGAGAUGGAAAUGAGAGAACUUUUGUCUACCUAUGGAUUUGACGGUGAUAACACCCCAGUCAUCAUGGGUUCCGCUCUUUGUGCUUUGGAGGACAAGCAACCCGAGAUUGGUGUUCAGGCCAUCGAGAAGUUGCUUGAUGCCGUUGACUCGUACAUUCCAACUCCUUCGCGUGAUUUGGAGAAGCCAUUUUUGAUGCCUGUUGAGACCGUCUUCUCCAUCUCUGGUAGAGGUACCGUCGCCGGUGGUUCUGUCGAGAGAGGUGUUUUGAAGAAGGGUGAGGAAAUCGAGGUUGUUGGUUUGAACUCGCAGCCAUUCAAGGCUACCGUUACCGGAAUUGAGAUGUUCAAGAAGGAAUUGGACCAGGCCCAAGGUGGUGACAACUGUGGAAUCUUGCUGAGAGGUAUCAAACGUGAAGAGCUCAAGCGUGGUAUGGUCAUCUGCAAGCCAGGUACUGUCAAGGCCCACACCAAGUUCUUGGCCUCUUUGUACGUUUUGACCAAGGAAGAGGGUGGCCGUCACUCUCCAUUUGGAGCCAACUACAGACCCCAAUUGUUCAUCAGAACCUCUGAUGUUUCUGUCCAAUUGACCUUCCCAGAAGGUGAUGAUGUUGACCACUCCAGACAGGUUUUGCCAGGUGACAACGUCGAGAUGGUGUGCACUUUGGUUCACCCAACUCCUCUUGAGCCAGGUCAGCGUUUCAACAUCAGAGAAGGUGGAAAGACUGUUGGUACUGGUUUAGUUACCCAAAUCAUGGAGUAA
Molecule: messenger RNA, 1278 nt
Organism: Kuraishia capsulata CBS 1993
Lineage: Eukaryota; Fungi; Ascomycota; Pichiomycetes; Pichiales; Pichiaceae
Exons: 2
Coding region: 1-1278 (425 amino acids)
Biological process (GO): mitochondrial translational elongation
Cellular component (GO): mitochondrion
Molecular function (GO): GTPase activity; translation elongation factor activity; GTP binding
Source: RefSeq, a predicted model, not a curated record